Molecule: messenger RNA, 636 nt
Organism: Blepharisma stoltei
Lineage: Eukaryota; Ciliophora; Heterotrichea; Heterotrichida; Blepharismidae
Source: the annotation of a GenBank genome assembly
AUGUCUAAGAUAAAUUUACACUAUUUCGAUAUUUAUGGAGAUGGAGAAUGCAUCAGAACAAUACUAACAUAUUUUGAUAUCCCGUUUAAUGACCAUAGAAUUUCUGUUGAGGAAUGGAAAAACUUAAAAUCCCAAGGAUUUUCAGAAUUUGACUUACUUCCUGCAUUAGAUAUAGAUGGGCUAAGACUAGUAGAUACAGAAUCUAUUUGUAAUUAUAUAGCAAGAAAAUAUGAAUUUUACCCCAAAAAUUUCAUUGAUACUUAUUUAGUUGACUCUAUAUGCGAAUACAGAAAGUUUAUUUUAGGAAGCUUUACAGAGAUUUUGAUUGGAGAUGAUUUGCCAGGAUGGGAAAGGUUUAUACAUGAGAAAAUGCCAUAUUUUUUGAGAAAAUUUGAAGCAAGAUUAGAAAAAAAUAACGGAGGAUUUACUUAUUUCGUAGAUGUUAGCAUAACCAUGGCCGAUUUCAUGAUAUUUGAUAUUAUAUAUAACUUUUGCUUGAGACCUGGAAAGAUUGAAAAAUUUGGAAACAUUGUGGACAUAAAUGCUCCAAAAUGUAAAACGCUUUGUGAAAGAAUUAUAAACUCAUCAGAUAGAUUUAGAGAAUACUUAAAGAAUAGACCAUAUCGAAAGUUUUAG